AUGGGGAGGCUGCGCUACUACUCGUCCUCUCAGUCCGUCCCCUCCCUCCGCCGCCGCCUCGAGCUCGUUCUGGCGGCCGCGCUGCUGGUCUGGUGCCAGGCGAGCCUGCGUGUGGCCACGGCGCAGCAGCCGCCGUCGCGUGUGCGCGUGGGCGUCAUCCUCGACCUGACGUCGCUGAUUGGGCAGCGGCGGAAGGUCGGCAUUGAGAUGGCGGUGGAGGACUACUACGCCGCUCGCCCGGGCUCCAGGACCAGGGUCGCGCUCAGCUUCCGGGACUCCGCCGGGGACGUCGUCGGCGCCGCUUCCGCCGCGGUGGACCUGAUCAAGAGCGAGCAGGUGCAGGCCAUCAUCGGCCCGCCGACGUCGGCGGAGGCCGAGUUCGUGGCCUACCUCGGCAACCGCACCCACGUGCCCGUGCUCUCCUCCUCCGCCACCUCCCCGGGUCUCUCCCCGUCGCAGACGCCCUUCUUCGUGCGCACCGGGGCCAACGACUCCUUCCAGGCCGCGCCCGUGGCCGCCGUCCUCGCCGCGUUCGGCUGGCACGCGGCGGCCGUCGUCUACGAGGACUCGCCCUACGGGUCCGGCAUCCUCCCGGCGCUCGCCGGCGCGCUGCAGGGCGUCGGCGCCAGGAUCACGGACCGCGCCGCCGUGCCGAGCGACGCGGGCGACGACCGCAUCGAUGCGAUGCUCUACGGAUUCAAGGCCAUGGCGACGCGCGUGUUCGUCGUGCACAUGAACCCGUUUCUGGCCGUGCGGUUCUUCCGCCGGGCGAGGGAGGCCGGCAUGAUGACGGAGGACUACGCGUGGGUCGCCACCGACGGCGUCGGCAGCGUCGUGGACGCGCUGAGCUCUGACGACGUCAGCGCCAUGGAGGGGGUCGUCAGCCUCCGGCCGUUCGUGCAGGUGACGGACCGAGUGAGAAACUUCUCCGCACGGUUCAGGGCGAGGCUCCGGCGGGAGUACCCGAGCGCCGACAUCUACCCGCAUGAUCCGACCGUCGUGAUGCUCUGGUCGUACGACACGGCGUGGGCGAUCGCGGUGGCAGCCGAGGAGGCCGGUGUCUCCAGCCCGGCAUUCCAGACACCGCCGCAGAGCGCGGCGGUCACAGACCUGGACCGGCUCGGCGUGUCGGCAACCGGAGCGACGCUCCUCAAGGCGGUGCGCGAGACGACCUUCCGCGGACUCGCCGGGAACUUCGCCCUCGUCGACGGGCAGCUGCAGCCUCCGGAGUACGAGUUCGUCAACAUCGUCGGGAAAAGCUCGAGGGCGGUGGGGUUCUGGACGCCGGAGGCUGGGAUCACACAGACUCUGGGCGCCGACGGCGCCAAGGGGCUGAAGAAAAUCCUUUGGCCAGGUGAUUCCAUAUCCUCCCCAAGAGGCUGGGUCGUGUCGCCGAACGGACGGCAGCUUCGCGUCGCCGUGCCGGUGAAGCAUGGGUUCAAGGAGUUCGUCGGCGUCCAAAGGGACUCGACCAACCGAACUGCAAACAUCACAGGAUACUGCAUCGAGGUGUUCGACGCGGUCAUCGGCAAGUACAUGCCGUAUCCAGUGAGCUACCAGUACGUGCCAUACGAUUAUAGCUCCGAGUCCUACGACAACCUCGUGUCCCUGGUGCCGGAACAGAGGGCGGACAUCGUCGUCGGUGACGUGACAAUCACGGCGAGCAGGAUGGGCAAGGUGGACUUCAGCAUGCCGUUCACGGACUCGGGGUGGUCGAUGGUGGUGGCGGUGCGCACGGAGACGAGCACGAGCAUGUGGAUCUUCCUGCAGCCGCUGACCACCAGCCUGUGGCUCGCCAGCCUCGCCUUCUUCUGCUUCACCGGCUUCGUGGUGUGGGCGAUCGAGCACCGGAUCAACCCCGAGUUCCGAGGCACGCCGUGGCAGCAGUUCGGCCUCAUCUUCUACUUCGCCUUCUCCACGCUCGUCUUCUCGCACAAGGAGAAGCUGGAGAGCAACCUGUCGAGGUUCGUGGUGAUCAUCUGGGUGUUCGUCGUCCUGAUCCUGACGUCGAGCUACACGGCGAGCCUGACGUCGAUGCUGACGGUCCAGAAGCUCCAGCCGGCGGUGACCGACGUGAGAGAGCUCCAGCGGACCGGGGCCUUCAUCGGGUACCAGGAGGGCUCCUUCAUCAAGCAACGACUCCAGAAACUAGGCUUCGACAAGGCCAAGAUGAGGAGCUACAGCACGGCGGAGGGGUACGCCGACGCGCUGUCCAGCGGGCAGGUCGCCGCCGUGUUCGACGAGAUCCCGUACCUGAGGCUCUUCCUGUCGCAGUACUGCGACGGCUACACCAUGUUCGGCCCGGUCUACAAGACCGACGGCUUCGGGUUCGUCUUCCCGAUGGGCAGCCCGCUGACGGCGGACGUGUCGCGCGCGGUCCUGACGCUGGCGGAAGGCGAGGAGAUGGCGCAGAUCGAGAAGAAGUGGUUCGGCGAGCCGGGUAAGUGCCCGAGCCAGGGCGGCGGCGGCGGCGGCGGCACCGACCUCGGCUUCUCCAACCUCAGCUUCCGGAGUUUUGGCGGGCUGUUCCUCAUCACCGGCGUCGUGUCCGGCCUCAUGCUCCUCGUCUACCUCGCCACCUUCGUCUACCGCGGGCGCGGCGAGGUCCGGCCGGAGGAGGAAGGCUCGGGGAGCUCGUCAAUGCGCCGGCUGCGCGCGUGGCUGCGGCACUUCGACCAGAAGGACCUCAAGUGCCCCACGUUCAAGACGGGGAACGGCGACUCCAUCAGGGAUGGGAACCAGACGCAGAGAUGGGUUGAGUUUGAGUCCGUCAGGAAUGGCCGUGGCGGGAACGGGCCGGUGCAGGCGGCGGCCGAGGACGAAGUCAUUGCCAUUGGCAUGAGCCCGCUCAGUUUCAACACCUCCACUCCGUCGGAGACGAUCAACGCCGGUUCGUCGCCGGCGUCAGAGCUCGGUACCUCGUUCGAGCAGAGGAUGCAGGAGGCGCCACAGUCUGCGUCGGUGGACAUGCCAGGAUCAACGGCCCCGUAA
This is a messenger RNA of Miscanthus lutarioriparius, 2991 nucleotides long. The record is from the annotation of a GenBank genome assembly. NCBI's taxonomy places the organism in Eukaryota, Viridiplantae, Streptophyta, Magnoliopsida, Poales, Poaceae.